AUGACUAUUGUAAGGCGUAUACAAGUAUUUCUUCGGCGCCUAUUUAAUAAAACGCUUUACUACGAGAAAGGAAAAACAUUAAUCUCUUUUGUCAACUUGCUUGGUGAAGGCAGUCGAUUCAAAGCAAGAAGCUCAUUGAUCGAAGUAUCACUGAACUUCUUUUCGAUACUAAAAACUCACUCUUUUCGCCAUGUUGAAGUCAAAAUCGAAGAUCUUGACUUAGAAAUUCUAGAACACGAAAAUUCUAGCCAAGAUUCAGGGAAAACCACAAUUGAACAAUGGAUAAUUCAAAAAAUUCUUUCUUACAUUUUAAUAUUAAUUACAAAAUCAGCGAAAAUCAACUUACACAACAUAUCAGUUACUGUUAAAGGUGUGAAAUUCCGUUUUCAAUCCAUGACUGUCGAAUUUGUUCGCGCUCAAUCGAAUUUUUCUUUGGAUUUUUCAGUGACCGAGAUUUCACUUGCAGAGGAGGACCCAUUCGCGCAUAUACCGUCAUUGAACAUCUCAUUUAAAGGCUCGAUGUCAUCCCUUAAGCAGUUUAUGACGAACUUCUACAGAAAUUUUGGCAUAAAAAUACCUUUACUUACGAUUUUAUACAACGAGGGCCGCAUAUCUACAGACACAUGCCAACUCCACAUCACAUGUCCUGACGACGAAGAUGUUGAUGCGCAGUUACUUAUUGAUAAAAUCGAAUUAAACUUACCUGUCCUUGAUUUACACACGAAAACGCUCAAGGUCAUCAUUACAGAGCUCAACAUCCUUGAUGACGUUUUCGAAGCUAGCAGAUUCCUUGCAACUCGUGGAGAAUUACCACUUGCGGAUAUUCCUUCGAUAAAAAUCGACAAAAGCUCAUGGACGUUCUCAAAUGUUGAUCUAUACCUAUCAACGACAUUUUUAAUUGACAUUGGCCUGCUAAAUCGCUACUUUAACGGAGUAUCAAAUCCAUUAGAGAAGAAACAAGAGAAAGUCAAACCGAAAUUCCAGUACUUCAUGAAAUCUCCAUUCGUGAAUGUUACAUUCGCUCUUUCCGAUAAUCAUAUUCUCAAAAUUCCGCUGAAAAAAGUUGUUUUUCAAAAAAGGGAAAUUUCAGCGAAAACAGCGAUGAUAGACGUCGUAUUUCCACAGAAGACAUACAAUUUCCUUACCGCGAGAUGGGCAGAACUAAAUCUUGCAAAGCCAUUUUUCGGAUUAAGGGCAAGAGAGGCCGAUUUCACUUUGCACGCGGAUUUUGCCGAGAAAUCAUACAUCAACGAAGUGUUCUCCCUCAUUUCCUUCGUCUCUAAACAGAUAAAAGGCGAUGUUUCGGCAUUUAGAGACAAAUUACCUCCGACAUCUCGAAGAUUUUCAAUGGUUUUCGAGACAGGAAGCGUAAAAUAUGCUACUACACCACUUACUGAUACAAUUACACUCUCAAAUGUAGCAAAACUCGAAGCAGUCCAACAAUUGCGAAUUCGCCAAGAAAAAGCAAUACAAAUCAUGAAAGCCAGAGGUACAAAGACAUUCAACAGUGAAGAAUUCGAACAGGAAUCCAAGAAUCAGCUCUUCAAACUCUACAGAGAAGCGUUUUCGAAAUUACCCGAACCAGAAGAGGUCCUUUACUCAGUUUUAUUCAAAGAUCUCGAGUGGGUAUGGGAUGGACCUGCAAUUUCCAACAGAGAAAACGCUCUGGAGAAGCUCUGCGUCAUUGAUAAGAAUUUGGAAAAAUCAAAUAUCGGCAGAAUCGUUGGUGGCGCAUUGACUCUUAACGUUAAACACACCGCCUUGAAUUCUAGACACUCAGGAACCCUUCUUACCAUGGAAAAUAUCGAAACUUCAGGUUGGUAUUUGAAUGCAAAGAAAAAAGGUGUCAGUCGUAAAGAUUUCUUCCACUACAAAAUACACUGCGAUAACAGGCUAACAGAAUUCAACGUUCCCGGCAUCGCUUGUCGUACAGUUCACUUUUUCGAUUUUAAUAUGAAGACAUCGAAGAUUGUAAUGAAGUCAAUACCCGACGCAUCGGAGAUUAAACAAGAUUGGAAGCUCGGAUCCACAUUAUGGAGGCAAGAAAAGUACAAAUACAAAAGAAUUUACAUGUUUGACAAGUACAGGAUCAGAUAUCGGUGGUUAUUCAAAGUCUCCGCGAAGGAUUUCAUCGUACAGCAUCACGAUAUCGAUAAUAUGUACUCUCAAACGGCUCAAAUGAACUUUAUCAUGCCAGACUUCACUUUUUCAUUCGAUAGAAGGCAAUUUACCAUUGUUGCUUCGCAGUUCAUAGUCAGAGCGAACACCGAAAAUGGCAUGAGAUCCAUGUUCAUCUUCCCAGCUCCGAAUAUGACCGCAAGAAUCGUAUCCCAUAAUCCUCUUAACGCCGACUCGCGCAGGCCAACGUUCGUGCCAAUAGAUUCCUACAGAAUCACGGACACAGAGUACGAGCCAUACGCAAAAUAUUGUUCUCAUACUUGGUCACUUCACUCGACCAUUGAUUUUGGUGACGGAUAUCUCCAAAUCAACGGGGAUUUACUCAAAUCGUUUAUUCACAAAAUUAUCCACAAAGGUUCAUCUAUCAACAGAUAUCUUAAACCACAGAAUUUCAUCAGAAGAACAUCGACAUAUCCGAAAUUUUCUUUCUUCGAUGUUUCCGUGAUGAUUCCGAAACUGUUGAUGACAAUGAAUAACGACAAACUAAGAGUAAAGCUCACAGGCGACCCAUUGAUCCUUAAGAUGUCAACAGACAAUGGUUUCAAAGUCACUUGCAAUGGAAACAAAUCCGAAAUUUUAGGAACUUUUUUAGAAAGAAAAAUUUUCUCAGUAACCGUUUCACAUUUGGAUGUUUCCACUAAAGAAACCAUUUUCAUUAAGAUCAGGUCAAUCAUAGGCGAAAUGACAACAGACAUCAUGAACCAGAUCAAUGAAUUCGGCAUCGAAAUGCCUCCUCCGAAGAAGAAAAAUCCUCUUCCAAUGAUGACGACAGAACCAGAACUUUUAAAGCAUUUCAACACGACAAAAUUCAUUUUGGAGAUUGUCGAGUCUAAGUUGACAUUAAUGCUCACAGACACAGAGUCAUCAUGCUCCCUUUCCGCAAACAAUUUCACUUUCGAAAAACGUAAAAAUGAUACUCAAACAUCAUUGAAUAUCAUAAAAAGUAACAUCAUUGAUUUACACACACAUGGUUUGCGUCCAUUAUUCCAUCUUGACAAAGUCCAGUUCCUUCACGCGAGUGGCUUAAGUUCUGCCAUGAAACUAGUCACAUUGCAAUCAUUGAGUGUCAAUUUCAGACCUGAUGAUUUCGAUGUUUUCAUUCCAGCAUUUCACGCUUUCUCUUUGAAGAUAAAUCUCGAUGACAACAAAGCGAAUAAGAUUGCAGGAAGGGACUCAUUGAUAUCAGGAUCAAUAGGGAAUGUCUAUGUCAAGUUCUUCCAUCCAGAUGGAACAGCAAUGUGCGACAUCGAAUUGCAACAACCGAACUUGUAUUAUUUGGCAAAUCUCGAUGAUUCCGCCGUCAUCAACUUCUCAUUGAAUAACUUGAGCGCAAAGGAUGAGACACAGCAAGACGCGUUCAAAGACAUAUUCUCAUGCACAAGCGAACAGAUCUUCGUUGACUUACGAAUGAAGCGCGCAAAAAGGAUCAUGAAAAGAGCAGUUUUCGAGAGGAUUAAAUGUAAAAUUGCUCCAUUUUCUGCAUCACUUUCCAUGCCGUUUAUCAAGAACUUGAUUGCGAUAUUCCCUAGUGCUGAUGACUUGAGGGCGUUGGAUAUCGAUCAGGAUGAUAUCGAAGAAUCUCCAAACGAAGCAAACCAAAUAAGUGAAGGCGGAAUUCCUUCUCCUGCAAUUGAUGACUCAGUAACUGAAGGCGCUUUCUUCUGUCGGGAAUUCAUUUUGCAUCCUAUUUCUGCGAAUUUGAACUUCAGACGUAAAGAAACAGGUUCAUUCAAGGAGUUCUUGGACAGGUCAUUCACUUACCAAGGAUUACACAUGUAUGACAUUUUCGGAACAAAGAGACAAUUAACAGGAUACAUAAAGAAGAACUUGAAGUGGACAUUGAUUAAGGCACUUCCAGGAUUCAUCCUUUCGAAGGGAAAGAAAGCACAACAACAAAAUCAAACACAACUUCCUAAGCCAAAGGAUAUGGAAAAUUAA
Molecule: messenger RNA, 4116 nt
Organism: Trichomonas vaginalis G3
Lineage: Eukaryota; Parabasalia; Trichomonadida; Trichomonadidae
Exons: 1
Coding region: 1-4116 (1371 amino acids)
Source: RefSeq, a predicted model, not a curated record